This is a messenger RNA of Merops nubicus (carmine bee-eater), 952 nucleotides long. It is a transcript of the gene DUSP14, whose product is annotated as dual specificity phosphatase 14. Gene Ontology annotation, molecular function: MAP kinase tyrosine/serine/threonine phosphatase activity. Gene Ontology annotation, cellular component: cytoplasm. NCBI's taxonomy places the organism in Eukaryota, Metazoa, Chordata, Aves, Coraciiformes, Meropidae. Bases 1 to 597 code for a protein of 198 amino acids. The record is from RefSeq and is a predicted model, not a curated record. Gene Ontology annotation, biological process: protein dephosphorylation. The transcript has a single exon.
AUGACCUCCAGAAGCCACAACUCCUUACCGAGGACUCUGAUGGCUCCACGAAUGCUUUCCGAAGGUGCCCUCGGGGGCAUCGCCCAAAUCACCCCCUCGCUGUACCUGAGCCGGGGCAGCGUCGCCUCCAACCGGCACCUGCUGCUCUCCCGGGGCAUCACCUGCAUCAUCAACGCGACCAUCGAGAUCCCCAAUUUUAACUGGCCCCAGUUUGAAUACGUGAAAGUGCCUUUGGCUGACAUGCCCAACGCCCCCAUCUCCCUGUACUUCGACAGCGUCGCUGACAAGAUCAACAGCGUGGCGCGGAAGCACGGGGCCACCUUAGUGCACUGUGCUGCUGGCGUGAGCAGGUCGGCCACCCUCUGCAUCGCCUACCUGAUGAAGUACCACAAGGUGACCCUCUUCGAGGCCUACAACUGGGUCAAAUCGAGACGCCCCGUCAUACGCCCCAACGUGGGCUUCUGGAGGCAACUGAUAGACUACGAGAGGAAGCUCUUUGGGAAGACGACGGUUAAAAUGGUACAGACACCAUAUGGCAUCAUCCCAGACGUUUAUGAGAGAGAGAGGAGACCCCUGAUGCCUUACUGGGGAAUUUAAUGGGACUGCAGGCAGGAAGCACAACAGAAGGGACAUGCUGUUCUGAGUCGACCAGACUGGAGACAUCCCCUUCUCCUUCUACAGCCAACUUUGGUUCUUUACCAUCCAGCAGAACCUCAACUAAUUCUCACCUCACUAACCUGCAAGGCCAACGAUUCCCUCCCAAGCGUUUCUCUCUACAGGGAACUCCCCCUUCCGCAUUUCUCUGAUUUAGCAGAACGAGGUCUCCUUAUGAGUUUCUUCCUUUCAUGAAGCCUCCCUCCCUUUUUUAGCCAGUUUAUUAGUAUCCUACGAGGAGAGGCCCAACAGGCGUUCGGCAGAGUUAAUGAACAAAGCGCGCUUUGUGAUGCGGUAG